Messenger RNA from Rotaria sp. Silwood1, 1179 nucleotides. Lineage: Eukaryota; Metazoa; Rotifera; Eurotatoria; Philodinida; Philodinidae. The record is from the annotation of a GenBank genome assembly.
AUGAUUGAAGCAUUGAGCGAAGCGCUUGUAGCUCAUGAUGAUCCAAGAUUAACACCAUUCUACCAACUUCGACAACAUUUAAAACAGCAGCAAUCAAAACAACAACAACUUUACCAACAUCCACUUCCAGAACAACAACAACAACAACAACAACAACAAUUCUAUCAACAACAGUUUCCAGAACAACAACAACAGCAACAACAAUUUUAUCAAUCUCAACUUCCUGAGCAACAGCAACAAUUUUAUCAGUCUCAGUUACCUGCACAACAUCAACAACAAUUUUAUCAAACUCAAUUUCCAGAACAACAACAACAACAACAACAACAACAGCAACAGUUUUAUCAAACUCAGUUUCCUGUACAACAACAACAAUUUUAUCAAACUCAAUUUCCAGAACAACAACAACAACAACAACAACAAUUCUAUCAAACUCAGCUUCCAGAACAACAACAACAACAACAACAAUUUUAUCAAACUCCGUUUCUAGGACAACAACAACAAUUGAACCAACAACAGUUCCUAGAACAACAACAUUUUCAACAACCGACCCAAUUGCCUGAACAACAACGCCAACAACAACCAAUCCAACAUAAUCACCAGCCUGAGCCACAACGACAACAACCACCAAUCCAACAGAAUCAAAUACCUGAGCCACAACAGCAACAACAACCAAUUCAACAAAACCACCUACCUGAAUCACAACAGCAACAAAAUCCUGACUAUACAGAUACUCGAGGCUACUACUAUCCAUAUCCGUAUCAAAAUGUCAAUUGGUAUAAUUUUCCUUAUGUAUUAUCUUCUGUAGCAGGUAGUGGUCAAUUCGAUUCAACAGCGCCAUUUGCUGGUUUUGGUGCUCAUCCGACUGGUACUGGUACUGGUACUGGUACUGGUACUGCUAGUGAUUGUCCAGUAGGUUUUUGUCCACGUGGUGCUACUUGCUCACAACUUUCAGGUCAAUGGCAAUGUGGAUGCGGUACAAAUGGUUGUGUUGGAAUCCCAAAUCCAUGUGGUAUCUAUGGUCGAUACUAUUUUCCUUAUUAUCCUGAUGCAUCAAGAUUUAUUCAAUGUGAUCAAACUGGUGUUUUCUGGAUUCGUAAAUGUGCUCCUGGCACUAUUUUCGAUCCUAAAAUAAGUGUUUGCAAUUAUCCACCUGUUGUUGUCGAAACUGGCAAAAAAUAA